This is a messenger RNA of Labrus bergylta (ballan wrasse), 639 nucleotides long. NCBI's taxonomy places the organism in Eukaryota, Metazoa, Chordata, Actinopteri, Labriformes, Labridae. The record is from RefSeq and is a predicted model, not a curated record.
GGAAAUGAAGCCAGUUAUGCCCUGGACAUGUGCUCGCACUUUGAUGCUGAUGAGAUCAAGAGGCUAGGAAAGAGAUUUAAGAAACUGGACUUGGAUAACUCCGGGUCCCUGAGCGUGGAGGAGUUUAUGUCCUUACCGGAACUCCAGCAGAAUCCCCUCGUGCAGCGAGUCAUCGACAUAUUUGACACAGACGGGAACGGAGAAGUGGACUUCAAAGAGUUUAUUGAAGGCGUCUCCCAGUUCAGCGUCAAAGGUGAUAAGGAGCAGAAGUUGCGCUUUGCCUUCAGGAUCUACGACAUGGACAAAGACGGCUACAUCUCCAACGGGGAGCUCUUCCAGGUCCUCAAGAUGAUGGUGGGCAACAACCUGAAGGACACCCAGCUCCAACAGAUCGUCGACAAAACCAUCAUCAACGCAGACAAAGACGGAGACGGCAGGAUAUCCUUCGAGGAGUUCUGUGCGGUGGUGGGUGGAUUAGACAUUCACAAAAAGAUGGUGGUGGACGUGUGACAACCUCCUGCUCUCGCUGCGUUUACUGAAGUUCUGCUUGAAGACGUCGUCCAGCUUAACACUCUGUUUGUUUUCAACAGAAGUAUUUCUCUGUGAAAAAUCCCCCCCUCCCCCACCCCCUUCCCACCC